Messenger RNA from Seriola aureovittata, 9061 nucleotides. RefSeq names its product gamma-aminobutyric acid (GABA) B receptor, 1b (gene gabbr1b). Gene Ontology annotation, molecular function: G protein-coupled GABA receptor activity. Gene Ontology annotation, cellular component: membrane; G protein-coupled receptor heterodimeric complex. Lineage: Eukaryota; Metazoa; Chordata; Actinopteri; Carangiformes; Carangidae. The record is from RefSeq and is a predicted model, not a curated record. Gene Ontology annotation, biological process: gamma-aminobutyric acid signaling pathway; G protein-coupled receptor signaling pathway. The coding region runs from base 237 to 3239 and encodes 1000 amino acids. The transcript is spliced from 24 exons.
UGUGCGCGCGCGCGUGUGCGUAUUUGUGCGUGUGUGUGUGUGUGUGUGUGUGUGUGAACACACAGUGCCGUGCUUUUGGAGACGGCUCUACAACCGUCAGUGAGCGGACAGGAUCUACUGUGGCCCGCGGAGCUGCCGUGUGAUGAGCUCUCACUUUUCCACUGUGCUGCAGACACUGGCGCUUCACUCUCUGCCCUACCGUCUGUGGGAACCCGCCAACACAGCUGGCAUCUAGUAUGUGUCGAAGGAUGGCACUGUCCUUUCUUCUCUUCUCCGCAGUGUUGCCCCGACUCAGCGUGUCUGCGUACAACACAUCAGCCGGUUGUGCUAUCAUCCGCCCUCCCCGAGAUGGAGGGAUAAGGUACAGAGGCCUGACACAAGAGCAGAUCCGCAGUGUGCAGGUGCUCCCAGUAGACUAUGAGAUAGAGUACAUCUGCAGGGGCAACAGGGUGAUCGUGGGACCCAAGGUCAGGAAGUGUUUGCCCAACGGCACUUGGACGGACCUGAGCCAGCACAGCAGAUGCUUGCUGUUGUGUCCGCGGGUAUGGACGUCAUUGGAAAAUGGCCGGGUGUCUUCUCGGCCCCUGGGGCCCCCAGUGGAGGGCACAGUGCUGCACUACAGUUGUCUGCCCGGCUUCAUCCUCAUGGGGCGAAACUCAACACAGUGCAAUAAGAUGGGCAAGUGGGACACGCCCAAACCUGUGUGUCACUACGAUCGGCACUACAAAGGCAAGAAGAAGCUCUACAUCGGAGCCCUCUUCCCCAUGAGUGGAGGCUGGCCCGGCGGACAAGCCUGCCUCCCCUCCGCUCAGAUGGCGCUGGACCUGGUGAACAAAAGGACCGACAUCCUGCCGGACUACGAACUGGAGCUGAUCCACUACGACAGUAUGUGUGAUCCAGGUGAGGCCACCAAGCUGCUGUACGACCUGCUGUACACAGAGCCCAUUAAGAUCGUGCUGAUGCCGGGCUGCAGCUCCGUGUCCACGCUGGUGGCCGAGGCUGCUCGUAUGUGGAACCUCAUCGUGCUGUCGUAUGGCUCCAGUUCUCCGGCUCUGUCCAACCGCCAGCGUUUCCCCACCUUCUUCCGCACCCACCCGUCUGCCACUCUGCACAACCCCACCCGGGUGCAGCUCUUCCAGAAGUGGAAAUGGACCAAGAUUGCCACCAUCCAGCAAACAACAGAAGUUUUUACAUCAACCCUGGAUGAUCUGGAGGAGAGGGUGAAAGAGGCGGGGAUUGAAAUCAGUGUCCGUCAGAGUUUCCUCACUGACCCUGCUGUGGCCGUCAAAAACCUCAAGCGCCAAGAUGCCCGAAUUAUUGUCGGCCUGUUCUACGAAACGGAGGCCAGGAAGGUCUUCUGUGAGGUCUACAAGGAGAAGCUGUACGGCAAAAAGUAUGUGUGGUUCCUCAUCGGCUGGUACGCAGACAACUGGUUUAAGAUCAAGGACCCGUCCAUCAACUGCACCGUGGAGCAGAUGACAGAGGCUGUCGAGGGUCAUGUGACCACUGAGAUCGUCAUGCUCAACCCAGAGACGGUGCGAGGAGCCUCCAACCUGACCUCUCAGGAGUUUCUCGCCCAGCUGAUGUCUAAACUCGGGGGCAAAAAUCCAGAGGAGACGGGCGGCUUCCAGGAGGCGCCGCUGGCCUAUGACGCUGUGUGGGCCCUGGCCCUGGCUCUCAACAAGACUGUGGGGCCCCUAAAGGCCAAGGGUCACCGGCUAGAAGACUUCAACUACAACAACCGAGAUAUCACCGCGGAGAUCUACCGAGCCAUGAACACCAGCUCCUUCGAAGGAGUCUCAGGUCACGUUGUAUUUGAUGCUCAAGGUUCUCGAAUGGCCUGGACUCUUAUUGAACAGCUUCAAGGAGGGAGCUAUAAGAAGAUUGGAUACUACGACAGCACUAAAGGCAAUCUGUCCUGGUAUGGGAAUGACAAGUGGAUAGGCUCAGGACCCCCUGCAGACCAGACGGUGGUUAUCGAGGAGUUUCGAUACCUCUCCCAGAAGCUCUUUGUGACUGUGUCUGUCUUCGCCGGGUUGGGAAUCCUGCUGGGAAUCAUCUGCCUCACCUUCAACAUCUACAACAGCAACGUCAGGUACAUCCAGAACUCUCAGCCAUACCUGAACAACAUGACCGCGGUGGGCUGCAUGAUGGCUCUGGCUGCUGUCUUCCCUCUGGGCAUCGACGGCCUUCAUGUCCACAGGAGGCAGUUCCCUGUGGUCUGCCAGUUUCGCCUGUGGCUGCUGGGUCUGGGAUUCAGCCUCGCGUACGGCAGCAUGUUCACCAAGAUCUGGUGGGUCCACACCGUCUUCACCAAGAAGGAUGAGAAGAAGGAUAAGAGGAAGCAGCACCUGGAACCGUGGAAACUUUACGCUACCGUUGGCGUUCUGCUCGGCAUCGACGUCCUGUCACUCAUGAUCUGGCAGAUCGUGGAUCCUCUGCACAUCACAGUGGAGAAAUUCACCAGAGAAGCCCCCAAAGGAGACCUGGAUGUUUUGAUUCAGCCUUUACUGGAGCACUGCAGCUCAGAGAAGAUGAACACCUGGCUGGGCGUGGUGUACGGUUACAAAGGCUUACUGCUGCUGCUCGGCAUCUUCCUGGCCUACGAGACAAAGUCCAUCUCCACAGAGAAGAUCAACGACCACCGGGCUGUGGGCAUGGCCAUCUAUAAUGUUGCUGUGCUGUGUAUGAUCACGGCGCCGGUCACCAUGAUCCUGUCCUCCCAGCAGGACGCCUCUUUCGCCUUCGCCUCCCUGGCCAUCGUCUUCUCGGUCUACAUCACGCUGGUGGUUCUGUUCGUCCCCAAGAUGCGGCGUCUGAUCACGCGUGGGGAGUGGCAGUCGGACGCCCAGGAGACCAUGAAGACCGGCUCCUCCACCAACAACAAUGACGAGGAAAAGUCCAGACAGCUGGAGAGAGAGAACAAGGAGCUGCAGAAGAUCAUCCAGGAGAAAGAAGAGCGUGUGUCGGAGCUGAGGAACCAGCUAUCUGAGCGACAGGCCCUGCGAUCGAGGAGAAGAGCCUCCACUGUCACCAAUCAGAACCACAGCCCCCCGCCUCUCAGCAUCCCCCACAGCGACCCCAGGUCCCUUGCCCCUCCUCCAGGAUACCCCGCCCCCACCUCUGACCCCCACCCUGUCCCUCCGUCCUUUGCCAACUCAUCCAGCCUCUACCAGCCGGACAGCAAGAUUAGCAGAAAUAACUGCCACACCAGCCGGUUACAGCUGCUCUACAAGUGAGGUGGUGGUGAACAGCAAGUGAGGUGGGGGCAGUAGUGACGAUAAUUGCUACAUGGAGAUGGAGAAAAUGAAGUUCAAAACCCUGUUUGAGAAUAAAUCAGAGUCUGACUCCAAAACUCAUACCACUAAUCAGCAGAGGCUGGAGGAUGACCAGUGAGGCUUGACAUCUCCACCUCUGUCCCUCCUUCAGAUCUGAUCAACCUUAUUUUUCUGCUGUAGAUACAUUACAUUGUUUAUUAUAAAAUGUUGCCUCUGUCAUCUGCCAGUGGUUCAUCAUGUGCCAUUCAGAGUUUGAGAAGAAAAAUGGCUCAGAAUCAACCCUUCAGUCAGUCAGCUGCAGCUACAACCUGUCAGGUGUUUCCAUUGUAACACUGCACAUAGAGUAAUGGUGGCAGAUUCACCAUCAGUCAAUGGUGAGACAAAAGCAGCUUCUCAUUUUUGGCAGCUGACUUUAUUUAACGAUUUAUUUUCUAAUCAAGUUAGCAUUAACGUUACAUCCAUGAGCUUGUUGAAGAUGAGAACAUCAUAUGCACAUGAUGGAUACAUACAUGUCACUGUGCUAAAACACUGCGGCUAAAAAAGUCUGUAUCUCCACCAACUGACGAUCCAUGUAAGAAGACAUGGAAAUAAGGGAGCAGGUUAGCUAGUAAGCCCAAGGAUUAUUGUGCAGUAUUAUACAGAAAAUAUGAAAUCAAACAGUUAUUUUUUUCUAACAUAGAUAUAAUUUAUAGGUCACUAUAACCACUAUGUUUUACUGCUACAGGGGAAAAGGCCUUGAGGGUGAAAACUAACCAGGGAGUUUGGUGUCUCCUGCUAUCUCGGAUAAACCUGCACUAAAAGCUGCUAACAUUAGCCUAAACUUUGAUAUAGCUGCAUCCAGGACCGGCCGCCACACUGUAUAUUGCAGUCCUGAAUGCAACCCCUCAAAUUAACAAAUGACUCUCACUGUACGUUCAGACCGAAAAGCAGCGAGAACAUCAAAGUGACAGGAAGUCAGUCAUUUUCUAUGUCUAUGUCUCUUGGCAUGGAGCAGCAGCAUGCCCCUUAGCGGCGCGCCCUGUGCAGUGUGCAUGUCAUGGCGAGGCGAGGUCCAGACAACUUUAUGGUAAUGAGCUAUGACACGGUUCGGCAGCAACCAAUCAGAGUAAGAGCAUUCCCUAGUGCUCCACUCUAGAGAACACAACUGUUUAAUUGUUUCCCAUCAAGUAUUUGUUCACGAGCGCAACAGAGGAGAAGUUGAUAAUUGCGGUGGUGGGUUUCCCUCCUUUACGACGUGUCCCUGUUUGCUCACAGGGACUUAAAUAAAAAAUAAUAGCACAUGGACAAAUGUGUUUGACACUGUAGGUGUUCCAGGUGAGCUGAUGAAGUGUAGCCUAUAAUGUAUUUUGAGAUAAUAGGAAGGGAAUUUCAUGCUAACUAGCGCCCUAGCAUGCAGAACAUGUUGACAACUUGAUGCGGUAACGUUAAUGUCGAUAAUUUAAACGAUUUCAUGUGGCUUACAUAUACACUACUUGUAGUCAGCUGGCACAAAGAUACGGGUUGACAUGUCAGUUUCAUUUGCCCUUUAGAUUAAGUUUGUAAGACCAAGCAGUCUGAAUAAACUUGCUAGUUGCAUCUACGUCAGAGUGCCCACUAACUUCAACAGCGUCCUUGUCUGGGCAGUCAAAAUGAAUUUUUGCAUCUCGCCGAAAGUUACUGUUAGCAAAUACACUUAACCUUGGAUGUAACGCUACAUUACUAGUAAGCUAGUUAGCCAAACAUGCUUACCUUUGCUGCGUUUAUUAAGAGCGAUAUUUUCCAUACAAAGUAUUAAGAAGGGAGUGUUUUUUUAUACAUGGUGUUUGUAUAGAUUUAGCCUGCAUCUUUUAGCAUGAUAUCAUGUAUGUAGCCUUCAAGCGCAGAUUCAAGAUGCCUCAUUGUCAAACAAAUCAGUUAGAAACACUUUAAAGUCAUUAUCAGUGAGUCAUCUCAUCAUGAGAUCAUAUCAUGAAUCAGAAAACCCUGAUGAAAUCUUUUAGCCACAUUUGUCAUUUUUAGCCGCCAAAAUAAACUAGAAAUGAGAAACUGCUUUUCUGAUCUGAUAUUGUGACACAGCAUUUAUCAUAUCUGUACCUUACGAUAUUGUUUUAAUAGGCUGGACGAACACACGGACUUCAUGACAAGUGGUGAAAGUUGAUGACUGACUUAUUGGUUGUAUCCAUGACAUGAUGAGCUUUGUCACUGUAGCUCUUCUUGUGAAGUGUUUGAUGGUGGUUUUUAUAUCGAUACCAGUCUCCGUUCAGGGAGACUGACGCAUUGUACAUAAUUCUGUGUUCAUGAGAAACCCCCUCACUGUGGAUGAACCCAGGCCUUUGGAUUCAGGGCUGAAGAGAAAGAUAAGCUGCUGUCAUUGACUGUGAAUUACAUUUAACUAAAAGCAUUCAUUGAAACACCUUCAUGUGUUUAAUGUUUUGUCUGGGUGUUUCAUUUUCUUCUGGAGAAGACGGAUAAACACCAGAAAAUUCAAUGCAGUAGUCCAGCUGCUUGGAAUCUGUUGGUUUGUAAUAUUUAACCUCGAUUGCUGUAUGAGAAAGAUAUUAAACUGGUGCAUUGAAGUACAGAGCAGCUGAUACAUGAGGUUUGUAUUCAAUUUACUGUACUGUAGUUCAUAUUUGUAUGUGACGUUUUGACAUUUGAAUCAAAAAACCUUGUUUUUUCUUGGUAUGGUUUUUUGAAGACAGACUGUAUUGAACAUCAGAUUUACAUCACAACUACACUUUACUUCCUGUGACAGUAUUUUUAGGGACUGAACCAAAACAAAGCAGCACCAAUUUAACUUACUGUUUCCGAAUCAUCACACGUCACGCACUUAAUUUAACAAGAAAUAAUUUAAGCACAUCCAGUCAUUAAAGUGAGUCAAGAGGACCAGAGUCAGCCAGUGAAAACAAGGAACAGGACCAUGUUUAGAUUCAUUUAGGGACUCCACAGCUCAAGAUUGUCAAUAAAAUAUCUUAAAUUUUAAAUAAAAAACAAGACCAGAUCUAAACCUAGUAAUUUUCUGGACCACUUCAAUAAUCACUCAGAGAAAAAGUUAGAAAAGACACAAUACCUUCAUUGUUUUUUUUUUAAGUUCUUUUUUAAAACUCCUCUUCCCUGCAGUUCCCGAGCAGCCGGAAGGCAGAGAGGCUUGGUGGACUGCGGCUUGUCACUCCACUGACCAGUAGUGGAAACAUCAUCACUCAGUCAGUCAGUCAGUGACAUUCCAGAUUAUACGGCUGGUCUGGCUGUUGCAGUCAUGCUAAAAACUACCAGCCUGUUGUAAAGCUGCACAGCAAUCUGUGUCUGUGCGACUCUUUGCCACAAGUGUUAGGUGUGUUUGCAUUUUCUUGCCUUUAUUCUGAAAGCACAGAGAGAGACAGGAAAGUCAGGGUGAGAGAGAGAGGGGAAGAGAUGCAGCAAAGGGCCAUGGGUCAGACUCAAACCCUGGCCGCCGGCGGUUAGGACUAGGCAUGUGGUCCGCUCUUUACCAGGUUAGCCACCAGAUGUGUUAGUUUAAUCCCAGGAUUAGUUGAUAAUUUCAUACGUCAUCAUACUGCCUCCUUUUACAAGUUCAGUUUGCUUCAACACCUCACUCAUUUCCUCCACAGCCAGAAACAAACAUGUUCUGAGCUGACAUGAGGUUUCAUGCAGUGUUUCACUUCUCAUGUGAAAACACAGCAGCUUUUUGUGGGGAUUCUGUGACAAAAAGGAAGAAUUACUGAUACAGUUUCAGCGAGAGGGUUUUCAUGGCAGAAAGUGAAACUACAACAUGUGCUCAACUUCUCUGUAUCUGAUAAUAGAGUUAACACGCUUUUUGCUUUCUGAGCUUCAUGUUGUGAAUCAGACUUUUGAUGCGUUUAAUACUGCUCAGAUGGAACUACUGUUGUUCCAAUUAGGGCUUUGGUUGAAUGUCCUAUCUCCUUUCCUAACCACUUUUCCUUUGACCUCAAUGGAAAACGUCACGAGGUAAAGGAAAUAUGUAAAGGACAGUUCAUAAGGACUUGUACCAUAAAUGUUGCUGCAAGGAAUUGUGGAGCAGAAUUAUCUCCUUUCCUUUUGUAAAGGAUCGUCCACUUUUUCCUAUGCUAAAAGAGAAUUUCUUUCCUCAGCAUUUAAAGAACUGUAAUAGUUUAAGUUAAAUACUUUAACUCCACUUUAAGCUCUUGCUCAAACAAAAAAAAAAUAAAGACAGAAAAAUAGAAUAAAGCCUUCUUCACUCGGGCUGUAUAAAUGCAGUAUUUCAGCUCUGAAUUUAAGCUUUGGUGCUCAGAAGGAUGUUGGAUGCACAUAAGCAGCAGUAAAUGGAGCAACCAUACCGCGCCGGUCUAGUUUCACUUGAUUGAACUACAAAACCAGCAUUUAAAGUUAUAAUUUUUGACAGUAGAGUCAGUAGUUAUGUUUUAUUGACAGUGGCAGUUCUGGUUUAAGAUUGACAGGAAAUAAUGCACGUAUGUAAUUGAGCUCAGUUUUAUUUGGUAACCUCAGUGUUAACUCUCCUGCAGCCACAUCAUGAAGCUUCUGCUCAUUCUAACAUUAUGUUUCCUUCUGCUGCUUCUUCACAUUAAAAGCACGCAGGUUGGAUUUAUUGUGAAACACGGAGAUUUUCUUUGGCUGCAGUGUACAGAGAUGCACCGGCUGCUCUUCUCUUAUACUACCAAAGUAGCUUCUCAACGAGUGUUUGCUAUAGUAUUAAACCACACUUAUUGUGCCCAUGGCGGCUAUGGGUGUCACCAUAGCAACCAGGAUUGAAAUCAGUAGGUCCUUCAACCCAACAAAUUAGUUUUUAAGCAUCACAAAAGGAUUCACACAAAAGGAUCAGUGUUUUGUGGUCUGCCUGCUCUGUGUAAGGUUUGUUAGGAUUCAGGCUCACAACAGUUUAGUUUGGUUUGGUAACGGUGGUUAUGGUUAAAGGAAACGAAUGAAUGACUGUCAGUAGGAAACAGGAAGUUAGCUGCCGUCACUUUAACAGCCUCACCCUGCCUCAUCUUUGCUCCUGACACUUCCUCCACUUCCCUGUUAACACAGUUUAUGAUUAAUGCUGAAGCUUUUGUGAGGAUAGUUGUAGAUACGGGAGUUAAGUAAGAAAGCAUGUUUUUGUGAUUUGGGUGGAGAGACCCCUUAAGAGAUUUUUCUAUUCAUGAUGUCACUGUUCUACAUGACCAAGUUGAAAUGUCAGAUGUAGCUCUGUACAGGACAGUCUGAGGCUGGGGAUGAAUUUACAUGCUCAGUAAUGUGAGAUGCUGUUGGCAGCACAGGAUUAACUGUGUAACUGUGUAAAUUAACACAGUACCCGCUUCUCCCUCUGUUUUCAUUGAGCUUUUCAUCUCAGUGUCAUGUUUCUUAAUGAGACAUGCUCAUAGGUCCUGUUUCCACUGUCCUAAACUCUCAUGACACAUAUAUUGUGUGCUGAGGUAUAGAAUCGGUCUUGACUCCCGGUUUAGUCUCAUGUUCUCUCUGUGUGGUAGCAGUGUGUGGCUAAUUUGCUAAUUUGAUCUACAAUGUGAGGCACAGAUGUAUAAACUGUGAAAACAACGUGACCAUUUGUAAAUAUCUGCUGUAGGUUUGUCUGUAAUGAUGUAUUUAAACCAUUGAUCUGAGCAGUGAAGAUGUCAGUGAUGCUGAUAGUGCGCACACAGACUGUAAAUAAUGAUGAUAUAAAUAAUGAUGACAUUCAGCUUUACAUAUACAAGCUGUAUUUUAAUGUGGUACAGUCAUCAAAGUAUAUUUCUACAUGCUGUAAUAUCUGAUGUCAAAGAUGAUUUGAAAUGCAAGAAUGAAAAUAAAACUAGUUGUUUUUCUCAAAA